CUCCGAACAAGAUGAAGAUCCUCGACGCAGGAGACAGCCCGCUGUCCAACGCCGACGUGCUGGAUUGGGUGGAGCGAAAACGCGCACAACAUGCCGCCGAAGAUGCCGACGACAAGGCCAAAGGCCAGAAACCUUCGAUUCGACCAAAGAAUUUCAUGCGUGUGCUUGACCGCACAGAACGUGAGCUGAAGAGUAGCAACUACCCGUACAUUAGGAAUCCAACAGCAUAUAGCGGCGAUGCGCGCAGCACAGCAUUCCAGAUGUUCGCACGUGAUGCUGAGGAUGCCAUGCAGACUUCGCUCGAGGCGGAGUGGCAUGAACGACUGCAAAGUAUGCCCAAGGAGCAGUUUGAGAAGGAGUUCGAGCUUGAGCAGGAGAAGAAGUGUCUUACUGAGCCCGAGAUGCUCAUGAUUUACAAUUACGCUCCUCAAUGCAUAGAGAUGCUGCAACCAAUGGUUGAAAAUGUGGAGGACCGGUUUACAGCCGAUGAGCAGCAAAUUUUGGUCGAAAUCAUCUCUCGAAAUCUGAGACCCGACGAGACUCCGCAAGAGGAGCAGAGCGCGGAGUAGUACCUGCCUCUGCGCACCUCUCGCGCAAGUCCUGCACAGGUGGCCGACGAAAUUGUGGGCGAGCAAGAGAGCAGCAACGAACGGAAAAAACUUGAUAUGAAAGUCGAAAUAG
Cercospora beticola is the source of this 681-nucleotide messenger RNA. RefSeq lists its product as uncharacterized. The record is from RefSeq and is a predicted model, not a curated record. Gene Ontology annotation, molecular function: nucleotide binding. Lineage: Eukaryota; Fungi; Ascomycota; Dothideomycetes; Mycosphaerellales; Mycosphaerellaceae.